CCUACUUAAUCCGCUCUUGUUUACCGGGAAAUUCAGUUACAACACAGUUGAACUCCGAGUGGCGUGCACGUACCUGUGCAGUCGACAUGAGGCCUGGCUGGCUCAGAGGUGUCCUGCUGGUCACCUUUGUGGCCUCCACCCUGCUGUACCUGGGCUCCAUUCGGAGGGAUGUGAAAAGCCACUCGGAGCGUCUGCACAGGGUCAUCUACAACGACUCAGUUCACGAACAGGGGAUUUUCAAGAGGCUGGAAAAGAUGGAAGCUGGCAUUGAGAGACUGCUCAAAGUUGUAAACAAUGCACAGCCAGUGGCGGUGAUGGCGAAAGCCGAGGACAAGGCAGAAAAGGAGCUCAAGGACAAGAAGGUGGUGAGGAAACUGUUCCCCAACUCAGCCCUGUUCAAGAAGUGGGGAGAGGGUUUGAGCGAGGAGGAGCAGAAGGAGGCCGAGGCCAUGUUCACCCAGUAUGGCUACAACGCCUUCCUUAGUGACAGGCUGCCGCUCAACAGAGAGAUUCCCGACACACGCCACGCCAGAUGCACACAGAAAAAGUAUCCUGCUGAUCUCCCCAGCUUGAGCGUGGUGUUGAUAUACCUGAAUGAAGCUCUGUCUAUUAUCAAGCGGGCAGUCCGCAGCAUCUUGGACAAGACCCCUGCCAGCCUGCUCAGAGAGAUAAUACUGGUGGACGACCACAGCACAAAUGAGGACCUGAUGGAGAAGCUGGAAGACUACAUUGGGGUCAUCCACGAGGAGCGUCCAGGACUGCUGAAGCGGGUCGUGCACAAGGAGCAGCUUGGCCUCACCCAGGCCAGACUGUCUGGAUGGAAGGUAGCCACUGGUGAUGUGGUGGCCAUCCUGGACGCCCAUAUUGAAGUCCACGUGCAAUGGGCAGAGCCGCUGCUGGCUCGCAUCAAGGAGGACCGCACGGUCAUCCUGACGCCUGUCUUCGAUCGGGUCAAUUACGACGACUUGACCGUGACCCACUAUGGACCGGCCGCCGACGCCUUUGACUGGGCCCUGUGGUGCAUGUACGAGUACUUCAGGCCCGAGUGGUACGAGCUCAAGGACGAGUCGCUGCCUGCCAAGAGCCCAGCCAUCAUGGGGAUACUUGUUGCAGAUCGCAAGUUCUUUGGCGAGAUCGGCAGCCUGGAUGGAGGAAUGAAAAUAUACGGCGGUGAGAACGUGGAGCUGGGCAUUCGGGUAAGACUCCGGUGCAGUUCAAGUUCUCAACAAAAGCGGAACGUUUGGUCAGCGUGUUCCGGCGGCUCGGCUCUGUGUUUGAGCCUGCAGGUGUGGCUGUGCGGCGGCAGCGUGGAGGUCAUCCCCUGCUCCAAGAUCGCCCACAUCGAGCGCGCCAAGAAGCCCUACCUGAAUGACCUCAGUAUCACCAUGAAGCGAAACGCCCUACGGGUGGCUGAGGUGUGGCUGGAUGAGUACAAGUACAACGUCAACAUCGCCUGGAACCUUCCUUUUCGGGAUCACGGCGUGGACAUCGGCGACGUAUCUGAACGCAAGGCGCUGAGGGAGCGGCUCAAGUGCAAGCCCUUCAAGUGGUACCUGGAUAACAUUUACCCCAUGCUGGACCCUCUCAAAGACCUGGUCGCCUAUGGAGCGUUAAUAAACCAGCUAAAGCCGGAUCUGUGCAUCGACCAGGGUCCGGUUCCGGGCAGCACACCCAUCCUCUACUCUUGCCACUAUUUUUCCCCGCAGCAUUGCUUCUACCGGACCAAUGGACACCUCUACGUGGGUGGCAUCAAAUCCCACAAGUAUAACAACAACCGCUGCCUGGUGGACCCUGGCAGUGGCAUCUACCCGGCCCUCUAUGAGUGCAACAUAGCUGCGCAGAAGAAUUUCAACAUGUUUUGGGACUUUAAGCAGGGAUCAUCGAUCCGUAACAGAAAGACGAAGCGGUGUCUGGAGAUCGCCCAGGGUGAAAACAGCUACUAUCAGCUUAUUGUACAACAUUGCACUGGUCAGAUCUGGAACAUUCAGAAUUACAUCACAGAAAGAGUUGCUCAAGGGUAACAAGUCAUCUGUCCAAUCAGCAAACUAGUUAGGUGGGGGCCUGAAUUUAAUUCACACCACAUUCCCUCAGCGUGAGAGAUUUUGCUCUAGAUGAGCCACAAUUACUGACAAGUACAGAUAGGCGAGGAAUUCCUUCAAAAGUCCUGUUCCAAAAAUUCAAUUGUGCAGCAGCUUGUUGAGGCAAUCGACCCGUUGAGUCUUAAUCAAAUGGAA
Messenger RNA from Syngnathus acus (greater pipefish), 2234 nucleotides. Its product is annotated as probable polypeptide N-acetylgalactosaminyltransferase 8. The record is from RefSeq and is a predicted model, not a curated record. The transcript is spliced from 10 exons. Gene Ontology annotation, cellular component: Golgi apparatus. The coding region runs from base 87 to 2021 and encodes 644 amino acids. NCBI's taxonomy places the organism in Eukaryota, Metazoa, Chordata, Actinopteri, Syngnathiformes, Syngnathidae.